Osmia lignaria (orchard mason bee) is the source of this 571-nucleotide messenger RNA. Lineage: Eukaryota; Metazoa; Arthropoda; Insecta; Hymenoptera; Megachilidae. The record is from RefSeq and is a predicted model, not a curated record.
AAAGGACCUGAAGAACUGAUCGUUUCUUUUCCCAUUGAGAAUAGAAUCUAGUGUGAUGGAAGUAUUGCAGUCGAUACUUCAGCUUUUAAUACUGUCGGGUUGCUGGCGACCUCCUUCCUGGACUUCGCCUUUCAAAAAAUUCCUGUAUGUUAUUUAUACUAUGUUUUUGUUUCUACUUCUGUACUCUGCGACUUUCCUCGAAUUUCUGGACUUGAUAUUAAACGUGGAAAACCAGGACGAAUUGAGUGAUAAUAUCCAUGUACUGUUGUCGAUGUUGGGCGCAUGUUAUAAGAUGUACAGUAUGCUAACGCACCAUAAAAAUAUUGCUAUUUUGACUAAUAUCUUAGAGAAGAAGCCUUUUCAGCCGGAAAACGAAGAAGAGAUUCAGAUUCGAAAGUCAUGCGAUAAGACAGCUCAACAACAAGCAAUCCUUUACAUAAUUAUGGUCGAAUUGACAGUGAUAUUCAAUUCGGGCGGUGGACUUUUAAAAGAUGGUGAAAAGUUGCCCUAUAGAAUGUGGUUACCUUACAAUUAUCUUCCUCCGUUGCAUCUUUCGUCGCCGCAUCAAUAA